AUUAUAAAGACGAUGUGGAGAACCACUUACCAGGUUUUGGUGAUAAUGAUACAAAUGGAAAUAAUACUGAUGACCAUGAUGUAGAUGUUAAUGAAACAGUAUUGAAAGUUGGGAAUUUAUUUAAUGACUGGGACCAUGUUCAAGCUGUUGUUGAUUCGUUUGCCAAGCAAAAUGGUUUUGUAGCCAAUAAAAACCGUAAAGAUCUUGACCCUGUUGAUAAGUCUAUUGUUCGUCGACGUACCUACAAUUGCUGGAAAGCAGGAACUUAUCAACCAAAAAAGGUCGAAGAUAUAAAUUUGCACCGUGAUAGUAGUUCAAAUAAAACAAAUUGCAAAUGGGAAGUUGGUUUUUAUCUUGGAAAGUAUAAGAAAAAAGUACGGCUUACUAAACUUAACAAUAAGCAUACUCAUAGCUGUGAUGUAGCAACUAUUGAAUUGGCGCCAAAAAAUUUAUGUCUUCCACAGGAAAUCCUGGAUAAGAUUGAGCAUUAUACUACAAAUGGUCGUUUAGGUGCUGAAUCCACUCAGCGUGUCGAAUCUAUCAUUGGGGUUAUUAAAAAGCAUGUUGACUGUGGCACUUUAUUAAAGGAAUUGGUAAAUGCUAUUGAUCAAGAGUUAGAAAAGGAAGCACAAUAUACUCGGAUUGCAGAUUAUUAUGGGUCCAAUCCAUCUGUUGGUCUUGUGUCUAUUUAUAAUACUAUAUUUAAAGGAAUUGAUUCUGUGUUAGAGGCUAAGUUGGCACCUAUUCCAUUAUCUCUACAAAGGGCUCAAAUGAAUCAAGCUUUAUUAUAUCAAGCAACUCUAGUUUCAAUUGACCAGGUUAAGGAAUGUGAUGUUAAUAAUAGCGAUAUAAUUGAACGAUUAUAUGAUACACCUCAAAUUCGUUUAUUGGAACUUAUGACUGAUAUACCUUCUAAUGCACUUAAAGAGCUUUGA
This is a messenger RNA of Racocetra fulgida, 935 nucleotides long. Lineage: Eukaryota; Fungi; Glomeromycota; Glomeromycetes; Diversisporales; Gigasporaceae. The record is from the annotation of a GenBank genome assembly.